Messenger RNA from Symbiodinium necroappetens, 1945 nucleotides. Lineage: Eukaryota; Dinophyceae; Suessiales; Symbiodiniaceae. The record is from the annotation of a GenBank genome assembly.
GGCUUGGUAAGGAAGCGCACAUGUUGCAGUCAUCAGCACUCCCGUCCCCAUUCUUGACACGCGAAUGGCCGGAUGCUGAUGUUGAGUUUGUGGCCUAUACGAUAGGAGUCUGGCGCGAACUUCUGCCAUUGCUUGCGCAACGUCAGCGCCAGGUUGUUCGCUCGGUGAUUCAAGCUGUUAGCCCACUGCAGGAGGCUUUGUGCCGGUUUAGGUGUGAUAGUGCAAUUCGUGUGGCCGCCAACAAGAACGCUGCAGUCAUUGCUUUCUUCACGUCCUUGCUGCGUUGGCCGGAUGUGUGGCAAGCUAAGGAGAUGAUUCGGGGCUUUUCCAUUGUGGGUGAGGACCCUGACACUCAAGCUUGGCUUGCGUCGGAUGCGGUGGCUGCUGUCGAUGCCAUUUUGCAGUCGUCUCCAGGCAAGCAUGCUGCAGAGAUCCAGCGCGUCACCGAGAAAGAGCAUGCAAAGGGCUUCUGUAGUGAAUGGAUGACCCGUAGCCAGCUGAAUGCGCGCUUUGGGCGCGGUGGUUGGCGGCCGCUUGAGCGUUUCUUGAUUGUGCAGGCGGAUGGAAAGCUUCGAGUGAUUGACAAUGCCAGGCGGACAGGCCACAACCUUCACACGGAGAUGAAUGAGACUAUCCAUGUCGUCAGUGUGGAGUUUGUGGCGGCGGCGGCCCAGCAGGUGGCGAAUCAUCUGCCUCCUCAUGAGCGCCCUCCUCAGGAGACUUCCAGCUGGUUGCGCAUGCGCAUUGCUACUGAUGACUUGCCUGAUGCCUAUCGUGGGCACCCAGUUCGGGAUGACCAGCUUUGUUUUUCUAUAGUGGCGGUCUUUGUGGAGGGGGCUGGCUGGCGCUUCACCAUCCUCUACGGCUUGGCUUUUGGCUUGGAGUCAGCAGUGGUUAAUUUCAACAGAUUUCCCCUGUUGGCAGUUGCCGUGUGCCGCCGAUGCCUUUCGGGUAUGAAUGCAGCUUAUUUCGAUGACGAGCUCUCCGUUGAUUUUCAUAGUGAGAGUGCCGUGUCACAGCUGGCGCUCAAACUGGUCUGCAAGGCCUUUGGUGCUGAACCUCAAGCUGCAAAGAGUUUUCCACCUGCCCCAGAUAGAAAUUACUUGGGCACCUCAGUGCAUGUGGGAGCUUUUCUCUGCGAGGGCACCAUCUGCGUUCAGCCCAAGUUUGCCACAGUGGUUAAGGUUUGUACGCGUUUGCAGGCCGCUUUACAGUCGGGUACUUUGCCUCGAGACCUUGCAGGCCGUCUCAGGGGCGACUUGAUUUGGCUCUUUUCUGUGAACUCCGGCUAUGGUGCAAAGUACGCAAGUCCAUUGCUCACUCGGUUCCAGCAUGGUGAAUCUGAGGUGUUGCCUGCUGAGGAUAAGCUGGUGCUACAGUCGCUGCUGGCCAUUGUCCUGCAGGCGCCGCCGCGUAUGUUCUGUUUGCAGGCUUGUGCACGGCCUUUCACUCGCGUUUACAGCGAUGCUUCCUUUGAGGGUGGUGUCUUACGGUUAGGAUGGGUUCUUUUCCCAUCCGACGGUGCCCAACCUCAAGGAGGUACCUGCUUGGUGCCGUCUGCAGUCUUGGAAUCGUGGAAAUCCAGACGUCAGCAGAUUUAUCCUGGCGAGACUUUAGCUGUACUGCUGGUCCCGAUGUUGCUUCCCCGGUACUUUGUGGCCGCUGAUGUGCUAUGGUUCAUCGAUAAUCAAGCCUCUGUUACGGCUGUCAUUAAGGGGUGCAGUGCGGAGGGUGAUGUGCAUGAAAUCGCCCAUCUGGCAGCUGUGUCGCGCUGUGCCCAGCAGACCAAGGUAUGGUUUGAAUGGAUAGACUCAGACUCUAAUCCUUCCGAUGGCCUAUCCCGUCUGGGGCUGCUGGACCCCUGGUCUGCGCAGCAGGAUUGGUUCUUGCAGGAGUUCUCCUACCCUGCGGAGGCAUUCCGUUCAGCUGUUGUGCAGGCUCUUUU